GCCGCUCUCCCUGCGCUGAUGGCGGACGAGGAGGUGGAGGAUCCGGCUUCUGUUCACAAUGUGGCGGGGUCGGGGGGCAAGUCCGGAGACAAGAUGUUCACGUUGAAGAAGUGGAACGCCGUGGCCAUGUGGAGCUGGGACGUGGAGUGCGAUACCUGCGCCAUCUGCAGGGUGCAGGUGAUGGAUGCUUGUCUCCGGUGUCAAGCUGAAAACAAACAAGAGGAUUGUGUUGUGGUUUGGGGAGAAUGCAACCACUCCUUCCACAACUGCUGCAUGUCACUGUGGGUGAAACAGAACAAUCGCUGCCCUCUUUGUCAGCAGGACUGGGUGGUGCAGAGAAUAGGAAAAUAGUGCUGCUCUCAUUCACCACCAACUUUAUGGGUGCCAGGUUGAUGUGUUUGAUAUGGCAGAGUUGUGUUUGCUGUUAUAAAGGGAACAUUCUAAGAGUAGCCCCUCCUUCCCCUCAGCCAUUUUACACAAAGAUGAUCUGCCUGUGUUAAAUAAAUCAUAUGCCAUUGGGUAUGACCUGUGUAUAUUUAUUAAAAAGUUGGAGAGUAUUAAAUGUCUUCUGGCAUUUUGUUUCUUACCUGGGUGUCACUCAGAUUGUUACAUUUGUAUGGAUAUUGGAUAGUUUCUUCACUAAAAUGUAGCAUUUGAUUCUUCAAAUUGGAAAUGGUUAAUGCGAUUCAACGGAGCCAUCAUGAAACAUUGAUAAUCCAUGUACUAGUUCCCAUUCUGCCUGCAGGAAGUUCCCUUGGUGGGUAAAUAUUGCACUACCCUGGCUUUACUCUUGAGGAAAAGGUAGUUUCAAGAUUACAAAUCUUCCUUGAUCCCCUUUGUGCACCGGUUCCCAUCCAGAUCCCCAGAUUAAUAGGUAGAAAUCUGGAAAGCCCCUCAGCCAGAGACGGGCCAGUGCGGGAAGUGCCAGAAAGAAGAGAAUGGGCCGGUGGGGAGAGAUGGAAAAGGAGAGAGAGAUAAUUUGAAAAAAUGGUUACAAGAAAUUGGAUUUCAAGUAAAAUUUUAUUCAUGGAUCAAAGAUUUUAGUCAUGUACUGUAUACGGUAUGUCCAAACCUCUACAGCAUGUUCUAAGUAAUUAAAUAGUUCACAAACUUGUAAUUGCUGAAUUGAAGAAUAGUGCCUGAUUCUGAGAUCUAUAUUCCCUUCCUUGAGUUGGAUGCUAGAGACAAGAUAAAUAAAAGUGUUAAAAGGACCAGGGGUAGGCACUACAUGCCUUGAAGCCUGUGUGCCCAUUUAUAGGAUUGCAGUGAUCCUGCUGUACUCCCAGAUCCAUUUCGUGUUUGUAGAGAUCAGUGGAUCCGUGCAUGCUCACUAUAUCCAUUAAACAUACCGAUUUCACACACCAUUUACACCAGCUCUUGUAAUAUACAUUCCCGCAGAAGGCAAUAAAGAUGCUGUCAGCGAUUUCUUAUUUCAGAUUUCCAGCAUCCACAGUAUUUUACAUUAACGUUUAACACUGCCACUUCUUCUUCUCUGAUGCCAUCUUGAAGUUUUGCUUCUUUCCUCUCAAGUCUCUUUAAUCUUUACAACCAAAUUCUGCCUUGCACCUCCCAUUUUAAACAAAACUAUGUUGAAAUUAAUAAAGAAUGUAUUAGCAGCAAUGAUCAUAACACCUUAUUGACUUAACACUUUCUCAUGUGCUUUUUAGAUAACAAAUAUCUCUUCCCUGCAUUCCUAAAACAUUGGUUAGGCAGCACUUGGAGAAUUGUGUGCAGUUGUGACCACCACACUAUAGGAAGGAUCUGGUUGCACUGAAGUGUAGGGAUUCACUUGGACGUUGCUUGGAUUGGAGGACUGUCAUCCUGCAGAGUGAGUAGAUAGGCUGGGUUUUCCCCGGAGCAAAGCAGGCUGAGGGCUGACCUGAUAGAGGUAUGUAAAAUUAUAGGAGGCAUAGAUAGGGAUACCACGAACAAAAAGGCUUAGGUUUACAGUGAGAGGAAGGAGUUUUAAAGGGGAGUUGAAGUGAAUUUUUUUUUAUAUACAGAGAGUGGUUGAUAUCUGGAACGUGCUGCCAGAGGAGGUGGUGGAGUCAGAUACAAUCAGUACAUUUAAGAGACAUUUAGACAGGCACUUCGAUAAACAAGGGUUAGAAGGAUAUGAACCUAAUGUAGACAACUGGGAUUAGUGUAGGCAGGCAAAAUAGUCAGUGUGGACAUGGUGGGCUAAAGGGCCUGUCUCUGUGCAGUAAAACUCUAUGACUUUAUGCAUAAUAGGUGAUAUUUAAUGUAUUACCAAAAUGGGCAAUGAUGAACCCUGGUUUGAACAGGAAGAGUAACAACCGUGGUUUGCUGCUUUUAAAAAUGUUUUAUCCACACACUGCAACAGCAGUGAGCAGUCAACACCUCAACCUCAGCAGCCUCCUUUUUGUAGGUAAGGCAGCAUUGUAUGUCCUCCAGCAGUAUUUCUGCACCUGGCACUUGCCCAAUUCCAUGGAACUCUUGCCUUUUUCCUCCUCUGAUUGUUGUUAAAAACUACAUUGACCAAUUUUUUAAUGUAGCUUAAUACCCCCUUGUGGCUCAUUCACCAGUUUUGUUUAAUAAUACUCUUGUGAAGUCUAUAGGAUGUUUUGCUACAUUAAAGGGACAUACAAAUAGAAGUUACUGAUGUUUUUGCAAAUGCUAAUUUAUCUGCUGUGAACUCCUGGAGUUAACUCUUAAAGGCAUUUAUCUCCCGUUCAAAUGUGUGUACAAAUCCUAGUUGACUAUUAAAGUCAAACAUCAUGUCA
Molecule: messenger RNA, 2744 nt
Organism: Pristis pectinata (smalltooth sawfish)
Lineage: Eukaryota; Metazoa; Chordata; Chondrichthyes; Rhinopristiformes; Pristidae
Gene: rnf7
Product: ring finger protein 7
Exons: 3
Coding region: 19-351 (110 amino acids)
Biological process (GO): anaphase-promoting complex-dependent catabolic process; protein ubiquitination
Cellular component (GO): anaphase-promoting complex; Cul5-RING ubiquitin ligase complex; nucleus
Molecular function (GO): ubiquitin protein ligase activity; zinc ion binding; cullin family protein binding
Source: RefSeq, a predicted model, not a curated record